AUGGCCGAGGAAGAAGACCCUAUUAUUCAGGCCUUGCCUCCGGCCACCGAUUACCUCACUUACCUGACCUUGUUGGAGUACCAAUUGACCCCCGCUCGCUUGCCCAUUCUCCACAAGCUCUUGCAGGAUGAGGUCCUGACAACCAAUAUUGGCUGGGACCUAGUUCAGCUGCUGUUGCCCAUGCUUCCUCAGUCAAUCGAGUGUCUUCAGGAUAUCGCCCGCUUGGGUAAUCCUAGGGAGGUCAUCCUGCGGGUGUCCGAAGCCUUGAUGCAACUGCAGCCUGAGGAUGAGGACGAAGACGAGGAUGAAGAGAACGAGACAGCAGAGCCCUCUGCUACUGAUGAUGCAGAGUCUGCCGAUACGGAGCCCAAAACUGCGACCGACAGAGAUCUCGCGAAGUCGAAUAUACAGAAUACCCUCCCACGACAUGUCAUGAAGUUCAAUUCCCUUGUUGCCAUGUUAUCCGUUCUUCAUUCCCGCAUCCAGACGAAAUCCCCGAGCCGCUUUUUCGCAACCUCUCUACAAGCUGUAUUGGAAGCGUAUACCCUGAUGCCAACGAACGAGACAACCAUUGCCCUGCUGGAGUUUUUCAGAGACGUGUCUCCCUCCAAGAGGCCUGCACCACCACCCCGCGCUGCAAGCGAGUCCAGCCUGUUGCGAGUCUCCGAAGCUUCUGCGCCGGACCCAGAGGCAGAGGUUCAGUCGCCUAACCCGAGCAACAAUGAGCCGGCGCUCAUCAAGAGAUUCUUGCAAUUCGGUCUGAUUGAGCUGAUAAAGUCCUACAUACUGAGCUUUUCGGGGCCUAUGGAUCCAGGAAUGUCUUGGACAGUUCGUUUGCAAGAGAAACUUCAGCCAAGGCAUCUGGCGGGCCAAGUGUCGGAGACGGAUGUAUUUGCCAAUAACAAAGACCUAAGGGAGAGGGACAUGAUCUUGGGGAAAAUAACGGCUCUUUCUCGAGACUUCGGGCUGGAUGACCAGCAGCUUCUCGCAGUCGUCUCACAGCCGCCGGAUAAACACCCCCAGCCGCUGGACUUCGAUGAACCACCUAGGAACGUGGAAGAGAUUCCACUUGAAAGGCACGGUGCUCUACUUCUUUUGGCUGCCCGAGCUGCGAUGGCCGAACUAUUCUCGUCGGGACAGGUCACGCCAAUUGCCGUCUUCCCUGAGCUGGCUCAGAUAUUUGACAACUUUGUCGGCGGACACGAUAAGCCGGACGAAAUUGCCUUUGGGCAACCUCAGGCACUAUUGGACUCUCUGCUGACACUGGCCGUCUUUUCUAUGCAACGCUCAGUCGGAGAGCCAUCCACCGAAAUAGAGUUCCGACGUUUCAUCUUGUCCUUAACUGCUUGCACAACGCGACAAAGUUACAACUCCAUCAGGCGGAUCCCUGGAACCAUUCUCCAUAGCCACCCGUCUCACAUUGUCCGCUUCAAGACUAUUCGCCAGGUUCUUGAAGAUGAUCGUUUCCAACUGAUCAGGGACAGUGCUAUAGGGUGGCUGAAAGAGGAAAUUCUUGACGCUAACAAAAAGCUUUCCAGCUCACCCGAGUCUGACAUAUUUAUCAACCCGCAUUAUUUCUCCGUCCUCUUCCCCUUACUCUUCAACUCUUCCGAGUUACUUCUCAACGUCUCGUCCGACAUCGUAGCGUCAUGGAUCAAAUUCUCUCAAACUCUCACACCAUCUAUCCACGCCGCUCUAAGCCUCUACUACAUUCUCCUUUCAUCCUCUACCCUCCGCACCCAACUCCAACUUGAAAAAACCUACAUCUACUUCCGCAACCGCUUCCUGGAGCCUCUCAAGUCUCUCCUCCACGCCUUUGAGAGUGAUCUUACCCAGAACGGUGGCGACGGAAAGAUCGAAUCUGCCGUCGGCGAGAACAUGUGUCAGGUCGGCAUGGCCCGGUCCGUGGGCCUUGUAUCCCAUGCUGUAGAACAGGUUGAGGAUGCCGUGGGCGAUGCGUUCGUUGGUGCCGAUAACGAGCUCCAGGAACCAAGCAUGGAUGAUGUGGCGAGGGUAGACAAGAUCCGGAAGGAGACUGCUUUGUAA
Molecule: messenger RNA, 2046 nt
Organism: Aspergillus bombycis
Lineage: Eukaryota; Fungi; Ascomycota; Eurotiomycetes; Eurotiales; Aspergillaceae
Exons: 2
Coding region: 1-2046 (681 amino acids)
Biological process (GO): cellular response to oxidative stress
Cellular component (GO): cytoplasm
Source: RefSeq, a predicted model, not a curated record